Molecule: messenger RNA, 900 nt
Organism: Saccostrea cuccullata (small rock oyster)
Lineage: Eukaryota; Metazoa; Mollusca; Bivalvia; Ostreida; Ostreidae
Exons: 3
Coding region: 1-843 (280 amino acids)
Source: RefSeq, a predicted model, not a curated record
AUGGCUAUUAAUGACAGAAAUCAUGCUGGAGGAACAUGUUUGGUGGGGGCCAUAUUGUUUAGUACAGGGGUUUCAUUUCUACACGAAGCAAUUACAGUAUUUAUGAAUAUUCAAGAAUUCAAACUUCAAAACAGACGUCACAAAGUUCCAGUACACCUCGGUUUGUCGGUCGCCCACGUGAUCCUGACAUUUCUCCGCCUCGUCCUCGUCCUGGCUGUUUUAUCUGGAAACAUCUGGGUGUGGAUCUCGAUAGGCGUGGGAGUAGGGACCGGAUACUUCUUUAUGAGGCCCUGUCUUGUCUGCAAAACACGCGAAGCACCAGUCGAUUAUGACGUCACAAUUGGAGGACGUGUUCGAUUGCAGACAGUCAGAAAAUUAGGUCACUACAGCGUGCAGAAAUUAACACAACAAUCCAAGGUCACACAAGAGAAACAAGACGUUUACUUCAGACAAACAACAGAACACAACAACAAUACGCACGAUACAGACAAACAGACGCAGCCCCUUCUAAAUACAGCAUCUCAAAGUACAGAAAGGUCAAACCUCAGCCCUCAAGAGUCGAUGACCUUCCUCCCGAGCGCUCAACCCACGAUACAGAACAUGAGUAACGAGGAGCGCUGGGAUUACAUCCGGGAAACUUUCCAGAAGCUGUCCCGCUCUCAUCUGUAUGAAGGUUUGGAAAGACGACGUCAGCAGCAGGACAGGAGUUAUGUCCCCUGUGAGAGUCCACUCAACUCUAGUCAGCCGCGAUGGGAGAGUUCGUUUGACGCCUCUACAGUGGACAUCCAGGACCUACUGAACGAAGAGGAGAUGACCAGGGCACAGAAUCCCGUCAAACAUUAAAUGUGUGACUCACUACCUGUAUAAAUUAUUAGUUUAGACCUUGUUAUCCCAGCCUAU